AUUCGAGACACCAGGAUCGCUGUUAGCCUCUUGCCCCGGCGGGUUUUGGUUUCCACGGUUUUCUCGAAGACUAUAUAGACAUCUAUUUCUAACUCUUUUUGUUUGUUUGGAUUUUGUCUUCCUGUGGAGCAGGAUAAUCUGCGUUUGUCAAACAGCCGCGACACCCACGACGUAACUGUUGCGUCGGCGUCUCAGCACGUCCCGUCAGACUCUACUCCCAAUGCCGAGUUGCCUGGCGCCAAUCCAUCCAACCUACCACGCAGCCGCCAUCAUCGCCAUUGUACCUGCUUAGCCUCUAGUCGUUCACCGUCCAUUAGGUACCUACCUACAACAGCAGCAUCGUCGAGGCAUGAAAUACGGAGAGCAAUUUGAGAGGGAGUCCGUGCCUCAAUGGAGCCUUCAUAACAUCGACUACAAUUCGCUUAAACAUCACAUCAAGGCGCACACUACCAGGGACCAGGCCACGGCAAUAACAAUUCCAGGCUGCCCGAACACGGCACUGACAAAAUUCGAAGACGAUUUUUAUGAAGAGCUGUGCCGGCAACAUGAUCGGGUGGAUUUGUUCGUCUCGAGCAAGGCCGACGAGAUUUCACGGCGGCUGCGUACGUUACGGAUGGAUCGACGUGGGGAGCUACCCAAUUGGCUAACAUGGUGGUCCAGAGCACCUUUCGACCCAGUUACACCGACUCAUCCUGCGAUGCGCGACUUCGGGACGGGACCAGAUGCCCUUGAAGAGGCGGCAACGCUUCGCCAAGUACGAACAAAACUUACUACAAUGCGGCGAUGACAUCAGGGCGCUUCAACGCUUCGUCAGCGCCCAGGUAGUUGCGUUUCGGAAAAUAAUAAAGAAGUACAGGAAAUGGACAGGCUCCGUAACACUGGGAGCUCGCUUCAAUGACCACGUCCUGUCGCACCCCAAGAGCUUUACAAAGCGUGACUUUAAUCAGCUCCAGGCUCGGUAUGAGGACCUGCUACAGACAUUACGCGCUGCGUCACCCGCUGGCGGUGUUAGCUUUCCGCGUCCAAAACCCCGGUCCUCCCGUUCGCCCGCUCCACAGUUCUCACCAGCCGAGCGGACUGCCGCCUUGGAGCCACAACCGCCAACAGGCUACUGGAAUGAGUACGAGUGUGGCAGCGAGGCAGGGGACUUUGACCGCAACGGCGAUGAGUACGCAAUCUACAUUGAUCCGAACCAGGACACUAGCUUCCCGGGUUUCAAGGCUCUCGGCGCGUUCUUCGCAGAGUCCGCCCAGAAACUAAGCAGCUGGGUCUCGUCUCGACGCAAGCGCGAUUCCGCAGCUGUCGAUAUAGCCGGUACAGAGCGCCGGCCCCUCCUCCAUGAUCAUCAGCCCAGCGACGCGGGCUACGGCUCCACCGCGAUCCCUUCAGAAUCAAGUGGCCCCUCCAGCCCGCCAGGCGGGACGAACAUCUACAGCACCGGCACGGCAGCAGGCACCGACACGGACCUCGAGGUCCAGCGGACUUCGUCGUCGCGCCGCGGCUCCAUCAGCAGGGGGUACGUGUCGUCGUCAUCAUCGGACGAGCCUUUCUUCCGGCCGGGCGCCAGAGAGGAGACGUACUACGCGGGACUGCCGAGCAUCGCGGACCAGCGCAUGGCGCGGUACCGCGAGCACGUGCUGGGCUGGGCGACGUGGGGUUGCUUUGGGGCCGCCUUCGCGCUGAUGGGCCUCGCAGCCGUGCUGAUCGCCACCGGGCGCCACAAGAUGAGGCUCGAGGUGGAUGCCGGGGUCACACUUGGGAUCGUGACGAGCCUGGGCCUGGCGUGCGGCGGCUUGAGCAUGUUGAGCGCGCGGACUGGUACGCCUGGGUUGCUGGAUCGUUUGGCGGUGUGGCUUGCAUUUGCAGUGGUCUGUGUGGGAGAUGGCAUAUUGUUGGUCUUGGUCAUGGGAAACGCGAGGAGGUGACAUGGAUUAUCGGGGACACCUUUCCCCCCUUUUCCCGAAAGGUAAACUCACACUCCCUUGGUUCUUCUGCCGGCGUGGGAUCCGUUUCCGCCUUUCUCGUUUGCAUACUUCAAGGCCCAGGGCGACGUUUGCAUGUCGAACGGAGCCAGAGAUUUCUACGAUUAGAUACCUGGACGGCUGCAGGAUGCAUGAGACGAUGAGAUGACGAGACGAAGCCCGCUCGACUCACAAAGGGUGGAUCACAUCGAGGGCAAUGGUCAGGGACAUUAGGCGGUAGUGUUGCUGUGUGG
Messenger RNA from Thermothelomyces thermophilus ATCC 42464, 2215 nucleotides. RefSeq lists its product as uncharacterized. Lineage: Eukaryota; Fungi; Ascomycota; Sordariomycetes; Sordariales; Chaetomiaceae. The coding region runs from base 723 to 1925 and encodes 400 amino acids. The record is from RefSeq and is a predicted model, not a curated record. The transcript has 2 exons.